AGUACAGUAUAACUACAUGACCAAGCGAAAGGGAUUUGACAGAUCUACUGGACAGAUCGUCGAAUGAUUAUCUCUGGUACAUCAAGGUCAUUGAAUGUCAAACAUCAAUCAAUUCUUGGCAUCUCUGGGUUAAUUUUUGCAACAGCAAUCUCUAAAUCACUUCAUUUUUGUUUCCCUCCGUAUGUUUUCCUGAGAUUUCACGCGAGAAAAAUUGCGGUAGUGGACAGAAUUUCACAACAAUCACACAUCUGCAGAAAAGGAACAUCAGGAAAUCAUCAACACUGGAAAUAAGACACUGAAACAAAACAGAUUUAAAUACAAACCAAGGUAACUGGAUAAUAACCAGAACAGAACCUCCUCGCAAAAGUGAUAUUCGCACAGUCGAAGUUUCCUGACAAAAAUCUGCCAGCAGUAUUCAGUGGUAAGUGAGGAAAUAAAAAUUCUUCUGACUAUGGCUGACGAGAUUGAGGAGAUUAAGUUCCAUAUCAUCAAGAAUUCUGAUAAAUCCAACGGUAUUGCUAACGGGAUUGAGAAAGCGGACUUUAGUACCUUCAGAGGGGACAUCAUAGUAUGCUGUGGAGGAUACGAAGGGAGAUUCGAGCUGGAUACAGUAGAGGCAUUCUGUGUGAACACAAACACCUGGGCUGAUCUACCUCCAAUGCCAGUCGAAUGCGACAGUUUAACUGCAGGGGCUUAUGGGAGUGCUGUGUUCGUGGCCGGAGGAUCUGACAGGAAAAAGCCUCUUGAUAAUGUGUCAAUGUUUGACUGGCAAGAACGAGCUUGGAGGAAACUGGCCCCGAUGGUCACAGCUCGCUCAUACUCCUGUGGAACCAUGGAUAAAUCGCGGGCUUGUCUGCUAGUGGCAGGGGGAUUUAAUAACAGAGAGCUGGACUCCAUGGAAAUUUUUGAUGUGAAGACUGAAAGAUGGCUGAAAGCUCCUGCUAUGCCAACAGCUCGUACAAAAUCUGGGGGAGCUAUCGUGGGAGAUUACUUCGCUGUGGUGGGUGGGGACGAAUUUGGUCGUCCAACCGAUACAAUCCAAUGUUUCAACUUGAAAACGGAGAAGUGGGAAACGUUUCCCGCCAUGAGCACGAAACGUCGACGGUGCGCAGUCGUAGCCGUGGGUGAGAAGCUUUUUGUGGCGGGAGGUCUGACGCUUGGUGACUAUUCGCUAGAUACCAUAGAAAUGUUUGAUCUGCGCAACCGGAAAUGGUUUGAUCUUCCCAACAUGCCUUGCACGCGAUUCGGCUGUGGUGCGUGCGUAAUAAAUUCACAAAUGUUUCUCUGUGGUGGCAACGAGAAGUUGAGAAUGAAGGCGUAUUCAAACCGGCUUGACUCGUUUGAUCUGAUGACGCAUACCUGGGAAAUCCUUCCAAAUAUGGCACACCGUAGGAUCCAUCCUGUUGCAGUGUCCGUCAGUGUUUAAACAGCGGUCCAGACGACAGCAAAGAUGGACCACAUAAAAGAAUAUCCACAUCUAAUGAUGUGUCCAGGAUGCUUAAAGUUCCUUUAUACUGGAGAAGAACUUCGCUCCUUUUUAUCUUUUUGAUUAACUUUUCGUUUAAAUUAUUAUAUUUUUUAGAAGACUAAAUUUCCAGAAUGUGUCUUAGAAAUACGACCAAGUUGAUUUUUUUUAAACAAAGUCCAUUUUACCGAGAGAAUGUUCAAACCACCCAAAGAUAAGAAAUUGAGGUGACGUGUAUUGUUGAAAGAAGUAAAAGAUUGAU
Molecule: messenger RNA, 1727 nt
Organism: Pocillopora verrucosa
Lineage: Eukaryota; Metazoa; Cnidaria; Anthozoa; Scleractinia; Pocilloporidae
Product: kelch-like protein diablo
Molecular function (GO): protein binding
Source: RefSeq, a predicted model, not a curated record